Molecule: messenger RNA, 2471 nt
Organism: Myotis lucifugus (little brown bat)
Lineage: Eukaryota; Metazoa; Chordata; Mammalia; Chiroptera; Vespertilionidae
Gene: USP53
Product: ubiquitin specific peptidase 53
Biological process (GO): sensory perception of sound; response to auditory stimulus; protein deubiquitination
Cellular component (GO): cell-cell junction
Molecular function (GO): cysteine-type deubiquitinase activity
Source: RefSeq, a predicted model, not a curated record
UGGCCGCAGGAAAGCGAUGGAUGCGGACGCUCAGGGAAUUGUCGGAGACUGCAGCGCAUCCCAGUGGACACGUCAGGAUAGCACCCGUUGCAGCACCGUCUCCCACGAGCAUCCCACGCUCAGCUUCCACGCCCACAGAGCCGCGUGAACAUGGCGUGGGUGAAGUUCCUGCGGAAGCCGGGCGGCGGCCUGGGGAAGGCCUACCAGCCGGGGAGCCUGCUGUCGCUGGCGCCCACCAAGGGCCUGCUCAACGCGCCGGGCCAGAACAGCUGCUUCCUCAACAGCGCCGUGCAGGUGCUGUGGCAGCUGGACAUAUUCCGGAAGCUGCGGGGCCUGACGGGGCACGUCUGCCAGGGCGAGGCCUGCAUCUUCUGUGCGCUGAAGACCAUGUUUGCUCAGUUUCAACACAGCCGGGAAAAGGCCCUCCCAUCGGACAACGUGCGGCGCGCCCUGGCCGAGAGCUUCCGGGACGAGCAGCGGUUCCAGCUGGGCCUCAUGGACGAUGCGGCCGAGUGCUUUGAAAACAUCUUGGAGAGGAUCCACUUCCACAUCGUGCCCAGCCGGGACGCGGACAUGUGCACCUCCAAGUGCUGCGUCGCGCACCAGAAGUUCGCCAUGACGCUGUACGAGCAGUGCGUGUGUUGUAGCUGUGGGGCCUCAUCAGACCCUCUGCCUUUCACAGAAUUCGUGCAGUACAUUUCGACGACAGCCCUGUGCAAUGAAGUUGGAAGAAUGAUGGACAGGCAUGAGCGUGUGAGGCCCGAAAUGUUUGCGGAGUUGUUGCAAGCAGUGAAUACCACGGAUGACUAUCGCAAGUGUCCUAGUAACUGUGGCCAGAAAAUAAAGAUCCGCCGCGUCCUGAUGAACUGCCCGGAGAUCGUCACCAUCGGCCUGGUCUGGGACUCCGAGCACUCGGACCUGACCAGCGACGUGGUUCGGAGCCUGGCCACGCACCUCUCUCUCCCCGGGCUUUUUUAUAGGGUUACUGAUGAAAAUGCCAAAAACAGUGAACUUCACCUCGUCGGUCUGAUCUGCUACACCAGCCGGCACUACUGUGCCUUCACAUUUCACACCAAGAGUUCCAAGUGGGUGUUUUUCGAUGACGCAAAUGUGAAAGAGGUGGGAACAAGAUGGAAGGACGUGGUCUCCAAGUGCCUCCGGUGCCACUUCCAGCCCCUGCUGCUGUUUUACGCCAACCCCGACGGCACGGCGGUUUCCACCGAAGACGCGCUCAGGCAGGUCGUCAGCUGGCCACAUCAGAGACCCGGGGUGGAAAAUAUGGGAUCUGAAAGGCCCUCGAUUUAUAAGUCAGAUAAUUCCAAAGAGAAUGGAUUUGGUGAUCAGGACAAACAGAGAGAAAAUCAGAAAUUUCAAACAGAUGACAUUUCAUCCUUCAGUCGGAGCCACAUCCCGGCGAGCGGUGGCCGAGGAGCAGCUAAGCCGGGACCCAGCGACGCCCGCGAGAAGAUGAAGGGCCUCUCCAGGGAGUGUGCCCUGAAGGCACUGGAGCAGAGGCGCCUCCUGUGCUCGCACAGGAGGGGCGUGGGUCGGCACCGAGCGAUUGAUCUCACAGACUUUCGACACUCUGCUAGCAUAAGAGAUGCGCUGGAUGAAGACCUUCCACGCGUCAAGCCCGGAUCACCGCCUGCCCCAAACGGCUUCCGACAAUACGGCAGUCGCCCCGCAUCUCCCGGUCAGGGGCGGGGGCCGUGUGGCCAGGACCCACCCACCCAGAGCCGGGCGUCUGCGCAGGCCCCGCGUGCGGGGAGGCCCCAGGCUCCUGGUCCGGGGGUGCAGGGUGACAGCGGCCCUGGGUACGAGACAGACAGCAGCCUGGACUCUCGGGGUAAAGGCAGCAGCCGCCACAGCAGGAGCAGGAGCCGAGGCUGGAAGCCCAUGAGAGAGACCCUGAAUGUCGACAGUGUCCUCAGCGAGAGUGAGAAACGGCAGCACAGUCCACGGCACAGGCCGAGCGCCAGUCACACGCCCAGAUGCAGGGACCAGAGCCCCAGCAGCUGGCCCCCAGGGCCGCCGAAGCAGAAGUGCUUGAUGACCAUCUACGAGGAUGAAGCGAGGCAGGAGCUGGGCAGCAGGCGUUCCCUCGACGGCCCGGGGAAAGGCCUCACCGAGACGGGCGUCCCUGGCGACGCCUGGCAGGGGCAGAGGACUGAGUCCGACUACGAGAGCAGCGACCACGUCAGCAGCGGUUCCGCCAGCCUGGACUCGCCGGGUGUGGACGGCGCCGGGACCGCGGAGCCCCUCAGUGACCAGAGUAAGACAAGCAACCGAAAUACAGAACGUGUGAACUGUGUCUCCCAGCAGAGUGAAAACCACCUGGAAGGUAACUUUUCAUUUAAAUAGAUUGUAAUUGUGCGCAUCAGAGUGAUGACGCUAAAGCGGUCCUGUCAGGAGAAGUGAUGAGCGAUGAUUUGGAGGUGAGCCGGAGCCCGUGCUGGGAGCCUUUGCAGGGA